ACUCAAGACGUUUUCCGGUAGACAUCAUUAAGGACGUCCGUAUUUGAAAAAUGGCGUCGGAUACGGAAGGAGAUGAUGUACCAACUGCAGGAGGUUCCAUGGACAUCUACACUGCCCUGCAGGAGGUUCUCAAAACUGCACUUAUCCAUGACGGCCUUGCCAGGGGACUUCAUGAGUGUGCCAAAGCCUUGGACAAACGACAGGCUCAUAUGUGCAUUUUGGCCAACAACUGCGAUGAAGCUAUGUACGUCAAACUUGUGGAGGCCCUUUGUGCUGAACAUGGAAUCAACAUCAUGAAGGUUGAUGAUAACAAAAAGCUGGGAGAAUGGGCUGGACUUUGUAAGAUUGACAAGGAGGGAAAAGCCAGAAAGGUGGUAGGCUGCAGCUGUGUAGUCGUCAGGGAUUACGGAAAAGAAUCCCAGGCUCUGGAUGUGAUGAAUGAAUACUUCAGGUCAAAAAACAAGUAAACAACAGAAAACAGAAACUGCCAGCAGACAUGUGAAUAAAAGUGCAGUUUUGAGAAAAAAA
Ylistrum balloti is the source of this 528-nucleotide messenger RNA. RefSeq names its product small ribosomal subunit protein eS12-like. The record is from RefSeq and is a predicted model, not a curated record. The transcript is spliced from 6 exons. Gene Ontology annotation, molecular function: structural constituent of ribosome. Lineage: Eukaryota; Metazoa; Mollusca; Bivalvia; Pectinida; Pectinidae. Gene Ontology annotation, cellular component: ribosome; cytosolic small ribosomal subunit. Bases 51 to 467 code for a protein of 138 amino acids. Gene Ontology annotation, biological process: translation.